Molecule: messenger RNA, 762 nt
Organism: Cuscuta epithymum
Lineage: Eukaryota; Viridiplantae; Streptophyta; Magnoliopsida; Solanales; Convolvulaceae
Source: the annotation of a GenBank genome assembly
UUUUUUUUCAAGUAUAUUACUCAUUUCCAUCUUUCUUCUUCAGAAGCAAAGUGAAAUUUUAUAAAGUCCAACAUUAAAAGAAUAUCAAGAGAAAAAAACUAAUUUUGGCAAAAACAAUUUACAAGGAUGACGAUGGAAGUGGUGGUGGAUGCAGUGGCACCCCAGCCAGCAACAACUGAAUCCCAGAAGAAGAAUAGGAUUCAAGUGUCCAACACAAAGAAACCCCUCUUCUUCUAUGUCAAUCUUGCUAAGAGGUACAUUCAGCAGCAUAAUGAGGUUGAACUGUCUGCCCUAGGGAUGGCAAUCACCACAGUUGUUACAGUGGCUGAAAUUCUGAAGAACAAUGGAUUUGCAACUGAGAAAAAGGUUUUAACAUCCACUGUUGGAAUGAAAGAUGAAGCAAAAGGCCGCAUGGUUCAAAAGGCCAGGAUUGAAAUCGUGCUGGAAAAAACUGAAAAAUUCGACAAGUUAAUGGCACCGAAUAAUGCAGCAGCGGAGGAAGUGCCGAACAAGGAUGAGAAUAUCAAGGUGGAGGAAAACAAGCCGUAGUAGCAUUCGGUGUCACUUCAAAACUCAUGCUUACUGUAUCUCAGUCUGGAUAUGAGGAUAUAUUAUACUAAUUCUGCUAUUAUACAUUUUGUUUGCUACAACUGAUGAAGAUCUAUAGAAUGCAAAUCCACAUUGUUAAGGUUGUAGGUUUGCCCUUUUCAGUUUUUGUAUCAUUUUUGCAGUUUCGUUUUUGGACUUGUAUCUUUCCAAGAU